AUGUCUUCGUCUAUGCAAACCUUUGGUUUCCUUUUCAUCUGUUUUUAUUGUCAGGUGAAUGCUGUAGUAUUUCAACAAUUCCCUCCGCAGAUAGUAAAGGAGGACACUGUGGUCCAGAUUAAGUGCAGUCAUAAUGACAAUACCCUUCUAUCAAUGCUCUGGUACCAGCAAAAAGACAACAUGUCUAUGACCCUCAUUGGAUAUGGAUAUGGAACCAGCCCUCCAAACUAUGAGGAUGAGUUUGACAAAGAAUUCGAGCUGACAAGAGAAGACACAGUGACAGGAGCUCUGGUUGUACGCAAAGCAAAGCUGUCACACUCGGCUGUGUAUUUCUGCGCUGCCAGUUCCACCUUCUGUGUAAAAAUCACCCAGCCUCCAUUUAUAUUUAGCCGUGAAGGAGACUCGGCUGUGACUCUGCAGUGUGAACAAGAUGAUGAUCAAUAUUACAACAUGUACUGGUACAUACAGAGCGGCGGUGCUAACAUGCAGCUGGUAACAUAUUCAACUAGUAAAGAUACUGCUAGCACUGAAGCUCCUUUCAACAAGUCAAGCUACACCAUGUUCCGGCCUGAAAUGCUUCAGUCGUCUCUGCAGAUCAAGUCUAUGGAGGCUGGAGACUCAGCUGUGUAUUACUGCGCCUCCACUGUCACAGAAAUAGCAGCAGUCAGGUUGGAGCUCCUUCAUCCGUCAGUCAGCCCGACCUGCACAGCUGCUCUCUCUCACACACACACAGAGAUGGAGGCUGAGAUAUGGAGGAGCGGGGUGGGGGAGGGAGAGAGGAGAGAAGCGAAGAGACAUGAGAACACUGUGACCUACACUGAGCCUGCUUACUUUGGCCAAGGAACCAAACUGACUGUUUUAGAAGAAAAUCUACAGAUCACCCCACCGACAGUGAAAGUGCUUCCUCCUUCAGAAAAAGAGUGUAAAAACAAGAGAGGCAAUGCGGAGAAGACCAUUGUAUGUUUGGCCAGUGGAUUCUACCCAGACCAUGUCAGUGUGUCCUGGCAGGUCGGUGGAGAAGACGUCACCACUGGUGUGGCGACUGACAACGCUGCCCUGCGGAGGAAGAACAAGACUUACACCAUAACCAGCAGGCUGAGGGUCUCUGCCAAAGAGUGGUACAACCCCGACACUGAAUUCAAGUGCACUGUCAGCUUCUACAAUGGGACAGAUACAGAAUAUAACUCAGAUUCAAUUUCUGGAGACAAAGCUAAAGAAGGUGUCCUGACAAGAGAGAAAUAUCUGAAGAUCACACAGACUGCCAAACUCUCCUACGGUGUUUUCAUCGUCAAGAGCAUGGUCUACGGAGUCUUUGUGGCGUUCCUGGUGUGGAAGCUUCGGAAUUCGAGUGGAAAGCGGAACCACUGAGAGCUGAGCUGAGCAGAUGCAUUCUGGGAAGUCGAAAAUGUUUUUGUAAAUAAGCGCUGAACUUUGUAUGUUGCAGUGUAUUUGCAUUCUGCUAAAAUAGAUGAACAGUCAUGUGUGUAUUCUUGUUAAAGGGUAACUUCGGUAUUUUUUUGACAGGCUCAUAUUAUGAUUAGAAGUGUCUGACAACAUUAUAGAAAAGAUCCCUGCAGAGAUAGACCUUUUUGUUAAAGAGUAAUAUCAUUUUUAACUAAAAACAGCCUCAAAAUCUGUCUCAUCAAACCCACCAGACUCCAUUCAAAUAAAUAGUAAUUUAAGCGAGUACAGAGGCAGCAUAUAUUCACAUUUAACUCUGUGAAUUGAAGGUUUGUUUCUACCAAACCAGAGUUGGUGAUUGCAGAACAGUAGCAAGACAAACCACAAUUAUUUUUGAGUUUAAUUUUGUUUCUGUUGGCUUUGAAUAAAGUCCGUUGUACAAUGAUAAAAUUAUUGUUUAUUUAAAUGGAAUCUGGUGGGUGUGACGAUAGCGGUGUUUCUGUUUAAACAAAAAGGAUUUUACUCUAAUCUCUGUAGGGAACCUUUCCAUAAGUUGUCAGACACCUAUACUACCAAUCUGAGCCUGUCAGUGGCAAAAACAAGCACUUUAAAUAGACUCAAAUUGCUGGUGCACAAUUGCCCAAUACUGUUACAUUGCAGCCUGUUUCGUCGCUGCUGGUUGCGCACUCUUGCUCAAUAUUAAACCAAUUUCAAGAAUUGUUGUUCCCAUCAGUCACUUAGACUCAAAAGCAUGGAUAUAUAAAGUCCAGGUUGGAAAAUACUGAAUUUGCCCUUUAAGUUAUAACUGACAUGUAGAUAUGUUGACAUCACAUUUUCAUAAAUACUUCUGAUAAUAAUUCUGUUUGUGGUUGCAAAUUGCUUGUUUGCUUAAUUUGCUUCUCAAUAAAAGUGUUUCAGAGGAUCAAA
Molecule: messenger RNA, 2328 nt
Organism: Epinephelus moara (kelp grouper)
Lineage: Eukaryota; Metazoa; Chordata; Actinopteri; Perciformes; Serranidae
Product: T cell receptor beta chain MC.7.G5-like
Exons: 9
Coding region: 1-1368 (455 amino acids)
Biological process (GO): cell surface receptor signaling pathway
Cellular component (GO): plasma membrane
Source: RefSeq, a predicted model, not a curated record